This is a messenger RNA of Oncorhynchus kisutch (coho salmon), 1247 nucleotides long. RefSeq names its product RNA-binding protein 12-like. The coding region runs from base 448 to 1143 and encodes 231 amino acids. NCBI's taxonomy places the organism in Eukaryota, Metazoa, Chordata, Actinopteri, Salmoniformes, Salmonidae. The transcript has 2 exons. The record is from RefSeq and is a predicted model, not a curated record.
GCCAAGCCAAUAGAGCUAGCAAGGCAACAACAAUUUAUUGAAUUCAAGUCGUCGCUUUGUGAAAUAUGAUUAGACGACUUGUUACAUUGAUGAAAUGCGUGGAUAUGCGUCUCCUCUUGUUGUGAUUUAUGAUAUAAACGAGUUAAAUGCUAGCAAGCCCAGCUAGGAGACGUACUAGCUAACAUUAGCUGAACGUGGAGACCGGACAAUCCACCGUUCGUUUGCUAGCUAACGUUAACUUACAUGGCUAGCUCGCUAAGUUAGCUUUACAAAUAGGUGAAACGAGUUGAUUGUUGUUACUACGUUACAGUUUAUUAUAGCUUGUUAUAUUUAAUUUGGUCCGUUAAAAAAAAACACAGGACCUAUUCUCUUUCAUUGCGCAGCAAUUGUAUUUUGUUUUCGUCUCGUGCUGUUUGUUGCCUGUUGCAGCUGCGGUCAUGUAACUGGAUGCCGCGAGGGCCGGGCAUCUGCACCCUCUCCCAGCCAGGGCCGGGCAUCUGCACCCUCUCCCAGCCAGGGCCGGGCAUCUGCACCCUCUCCCAGCCAGGGCCGGGCAUCUGCACCCUCUCCCAGCCAGGGCCGGGCAUCUGCACCCUCUCCCAGCCAGGGCCGGGCAUCUGCACCCUCUCCCAGCCAGGGCCGGGCAUCUGCACCCUCUCCCAGCCAGGGCCGGGCAUCUGCACCCUCUCCCAGCCAGGGCCGGGCAUCUGCACCCUCUCCCAGCCAGGGCCGGGCAUCUGCACCCUCUCCCAGCCAGGGCCGGGCAUCUGCACCCUCUCCCAGCCAGGGCCGGGCAUCUGCACCCUCUCCCAGCCAGGGCCGGGCAUCUGCACCCUCUCCCAGCCAGGGCCGGGCAUCUGCAACCUCUCCCAGCCAGGGCCGGGCAUCUGCAACCUCUCCCAGCCAGGGCCGGGCAUCUGCAACCUCUCCCAGCCAGGGCCGGGCAUCUGCAACCUCUCCCAGCCAGGGCCGGGCAUCUGCACCCUCUCCCAGCCAGGGCCGGGCAUCUGCACCCUCUCCCAGCCAGGGCCGGGCAUCUGCACCCUCUCCCAGCCAGGGCCGGGCAUCUGCACCCUCUCCCAGCCAGGGCCGGGCAUCUGCACCCUCUCCCAGCCAGGGCAUCUGCAUCCUCUCCUCUCUUAAAUGCAUGCCACGUCAGCUACACCCUCUUCUAGCCAGACCCAGGCAGGCAGGCCCAGACUGCUACCUAAUGGUAGAAAAGUGUGUGGGAGCAGACCUACGUGUAG